This is a messenger RNA of Uranotaenia lowii, 2352 nucleotides long. RefSeq lists its product as uncharacterized. The transcript has 3 exons. The record is from RefSeq and is a predicted model, not a curated record. Lineage: Eukaryota; Metazoa; Arthropoda; Insecta; Diptera; Culicidae. Bases 100 to 2247 code for a protein of 715 amino acids. Gene Ontology annotation, biological process: carnitine biosynthetic process. Gene Ontology annotation, molecular function: iron ion binding; trimethyllysine dioxygenase activity. Gene Ontology annotation, cellular component: mitochondrion.
AAGUUUUUUUUUUAUCUUAAAACGGUUUAAAACAGUGAUUUUUACGGAAAUCAUUUAAUAAAACGAUUAUUUGAGCGUUUUUAAAUAUAUUUUAACGUUAUGGCAAAACCUCGCGCGUGUGUCGUGCCCUGCUGCCAGGGUGAAAAGUUCGAGCUGGUGCACAAAUUUCCCUCCGACCGGGAACGAGCAGAGCUGUGGAAAUCGAUUCUCAACAUACCGGAACUGCGACCGUUGGACGUGGACGUGAUUCGGGGACGGUACUUCGUGUGCUCCCGACACUUCCGGGAUGCGGACUACAAAAACAAACUGUCCCGAAGUUUGAAUGUUACGGCUAACCCUUCGCUUAAUUUGUACACACUGUGCGAUUCGGAAGGAUUGAGCCGGAUUGCUCCCCCGAUGGUGCGGCCCGGUCAAACGAUUGAAUCCGUCGCUGGGAUUAGUAGUAAAGAACCGACCUUCGUAACGGUUAGCUUAGAUCUUCAACCUGUCGGCAUAGAACAAAACCUGGAAAAAGCUGCUUACGUUGAAACGUUAAUUCAUACUGAAGAAAAUGUACAGGACCCGUUGAAAAAAUCUCCGGUGCUCAAUCCUGUUAGGAUUAUUAAACGACCGCAUCGAGCUGUUUCUCUGGCCGGGACUACACCGGCAAAAAUUUUUAAAUUUAAGCAGGAACCUGGAACAACAAUCCAAAGAAUCGCAUUUGCUAAAGUGUCGCCAGAAAAGAAGGAAAUCGUACUAAAAAGGAUCAAAAUGAUGCCAUGUCAGAACGAGCAAGUCUUUGAAGCCACCCGUGCCAUCGAUCAGUCAAAACCGAUAAUAAGAAAAACCGCAGAAAAAGAAACAGUUUUCACCGCGUCAGAAAAUUCGACAGAUAAUCAGCCAGAGAUGGAAACGUCCAUCGAGAUAUUGCAAUCUCAACCUGAAUCUGAGCCUCAACUUGAAACGGAAGAUAGCAAAACGACAAAAGUUUUGGCUCUGCUCGAGUGUACCCCAGAAAAUUUGGAAAAGCUUCGGCUCAAAAUGAAGGAUGGCGUAGUUCCGUUCGAUGAAAACCUGUUCCGAGAAAUUACCGAGGACAUUGAGCCACCAGCAUCCAAACCGAUCCAGCAAAUCGACGAUAAACUGUUCCUUACGUUGGAAAGGCCCGUUCCGGUUGAGGAUGAAAAUGGAGAACCAAACAGGACGUUGCGGAUUAGCUACGUUUGGCUGAGGGACAACUGUCGCUGCAAGGAGUGCUACAACCAUGAAACGUUCCAACGAUCGCUGUCUGUGCUGGACAUCCCCGAUGACGUGUGUCCGUCGAGCUAUGAAGUACAGGAUCAAGCGCUGAAUGUAAUAUGGAAUGACGGACACACUUCCACUUACGAGUUGAGUUUCCUUUACGAAUCGCAAUACGAGGAUUAUCACAGGGCACUGCUUCAGGAACACUCUCAACCAGUUCUAUGGGAUCAGGAGUUGAUAAGUCUAUGUCCCGAGUACUGUAGGGUAACGUUGAACGAAUUGCUCUGUGACGAUGACGUCAUACGUCGAGUGGUGACCAGCUUGAUAUUGUAUGGAGUGGCGUUCAUCGAAAAGGUUCCUGCAAAUCAGCAUAGCACAGAAAUGGCUGUGACCCGGAUAUUCCCCGUGCACAAAACGCUGUUCGGAGAGAUGUGGACUUUCAGUGAUAGCAUGGAUCACAGCGAUACGGCGUACACGAAAAACUAUCUUGGGCCGCACACGGACAAUACCUACUUUUCCGAUGCAUCCGGACUUCAAAUUCUGCAUUGCAUCCAGUUCAAUGGAACUGGAGGAGAGACAAUCCUGAUCGAUGGUUUUAAGGCUGCGGAACAGCUUAAACUCAAUCAACCGGACGUGUUCGAUCGAUUGUGCCAAUAUCCAGUGACGGCGGAGUACCUUGAAGAAGGCAAAAAUCACACUUGCUGUGCACCGGUCAUAAAAAAGAACAUUAUCACCGGAGAGGUCGAACAGCUCAGGUUCAACACCUACGACCGAUCAGUUAUGAAAACCAUUCCCCAGGAACAGAUUCCACAGUUCUAUCGGGACUACAAGCAGCUGGCCGCCGAGAUCAACAACGAAUCGAUGGCGUGGAAGUUCCGGCUGACUCCCGGUACGGUAAUGAUAUUUGACAACUGGCGGCUGCUGCAUGGCCGAACAGCCUACAGUGGCAAACGAGUCAUGACCGGUUGUUACGUGUCGCGGACCGAGUAUCAAAGCCUGGCGCGAACCCUGGGUAUCAUCUCGUGAAUGGUCGUGGUGAGUAGAACGUUUGCAAUACAGUUAGAUUAUAAAGCGAUGAAGCAACAUGAAUACAGAUAUGUCUGUAACAAGUGGGUAAAAAUUGUGGAUUGA